Messenger RNA from Aspergillus tubingensis, 312 nucleotides. RefSeq lists its product as uncharacterized. Bases 1 to 312 code for a protein of 103 amino acids. Lineage: Eukaryota; Fungi; Ascomycota; Eurotiomycetes; Eurotiales; Aspergillaceae. The transcript is spliced from 5 exons. The record is from RefSeq and is a predicted model, not a curated record.
AUGGCAGCCUAUUGCAAUGCAUACACGGUGAACACUGGUGUUGCAGAUACUAGUGGGCAUUUUGAAUCGACCUCAGCACUAUGCUUACCCCUUACGGAACACGCUUCUUCCAAGAACUCCAUCGAAGCAAUUCACGAUCUGCAUUAUGCAAUGUUUCGGUGGAAGAUCGACUUUUCAAUGCGCUCCAAUAAUAAUCGGGGUGACUCGGAAAUGAUGCUGCCUUCAGUUUCCGGUGGCCCUGCCAAGACGAGAAAUGAAGAUAAGACAUUUGGGGACGAAGCCGACUGGCCUGGCCUGAGACGCAGAAGAUGA